GAGAGCAGGGAAAGAAGGCUUUUCUCUUCUUGGAAAACGCGAAACUAGUUGAGGUCGAUUUCCCAUUUCGGAAAUAUCAAAAAUCAAAUUGUCAGUGCCACCCCAUAGGAAAACAGAAAGCAGAAGAAACAACUCCCUACACUCUCUCAUGUAACCGAAAGAAAAAGGUCUAAAAUUCCUUCAGAGCUCACUCUUUGCUCACGUGAUUCCCCAAUUUCCAACCUUCGGAUCCUCGACAAGAUAAUAUGAUUUUGUCAGAGUUCGGCAUUACUUUUGCAUAAUUGCCCGCUUCGUCAUUGAAAUAUAGUCUUCUUGUACUAAGAAUCUUGGUUGAAUAUGGGGGAUCUGACUACACAAUCUGGAAACAAUGGAUUUGAGGGAGAACUUGUCAAGCCCUCUAGAGGUGCUUUCGCAUGUAUGAUUAAUUCUGAAAUUGGGGCUGUUUUGGCUGUCAUGAGGAGAAAUGUUCGAUGGGGAGUCCGUUAUGUUGCAGAUGAUGAUCAGCUGGAGCACUCCCUCAUCCAUUCCCUGAAAGAAUUGCGGAAACAAAUUUUUUCAUGGCAACAUCAGUGGCAAAAUGUUGACCCAGUUGUGUACCUCCGGCCUUUUUUGGAUGUAAUUCGAUCAGAUGAAACUGGUGCACCAAUCACCGGGGUUGCCUUGUCUUCCAUUUACAAAAUCUUAACACUGGAUGUACUUGAUUUGGAUACUGUAAAUGUGGGAGAUGCUAUGCAUCUUAUAGUCGAUGCUGUCACAAGUUGCCGGUUUGAGGUAACUGAUCCCGCAUCUGAAGAAGUGGUGCUGGUGAAGAUACUUCAGGUUCUUCUAGCUUGCAUGAAAAGUAAGGCAGCAACUAGGUUGAGUAAUAGGCAUGUAUGCAUGAUAGCAAAUACAUGCUUUCGUAUUGUUCAUCAAGCAACCUCCAAAGGUGAACUGUUGCAGCGGAUAGCUCGGCAUACAAUGCAUGAAUUAGUUAGGUGUAUUUUCUCACAUCUUCCUGAGAUCAGCAGCCCAGAACAUGAAAUGGCUAAUGGAAGCUCAUCAUCUGCUUCGGAAGUGGUUACACAGAACAGUAAUCACAUGCUUGGAAGUACACUGCUAGAAAAUGGAAAUGUGGGCCUUGAUUGUGAUGGUCCGUCCUCCAUUAGUGAUGCUUUUAGUCCUCUUGUGGUGAAUUCAGCUACUGAAACAGACACAAGCAAGAUUGGGGAAAGUGAUGGGAAGGAGGAUGCUCAACAUGGUGAAAUAUUGAUGGCAGCACCUUUUGGAAUCCCAUGCAUGGUGGAGAUAUUUCAAUUUUUAUGUUCUUUGUUAAAUGUCAUUGAACACAUUGGUAUUGGCCCUAAAUCGAAUCCCAUAGCAUAUGAUGAAGAUGUUCCCCUCUUUGCACUGGGUUUGAUUAAUUCAGCUAUAGAAUUGGGUGGGCCAUCAUUCAGCAAGCAUCCCAAGUUAUUAGCUUUAAUUCAGGAUGAGUUGUUCCGCAAUCUGAUGCAAUUUGGCUUAUCCAUGAGCCCAUUGAUACUUUCUACUGUUUGUAGCAUUGUUCUCAAUCUAUAUUAUCAUUUGCGUACUGAACUAAAAGUGCAGCUUGAAGCUUUCGUUUCAUGUGUACUUUUGCGACUUGCACAAAGCAAGCAUGGGUCAUCCUACCAACAGCAGGAGGUUGCUAUGGAAGCGCUGGUUGACCUUUGCAGGCAGCAGACCUUUGUGGCUGAGAUGUAUGCCAAUUUUGAUUGUGACAUAAGCUGCAGUAAUGUUUUUGAAGAUCUUGCUAACCUGUUAUCAAGGAGUGCAUUUCCUGUGAAUGGACCUUUGUCUGCAAUGCAUAUCCUUGCUCUUGAUGGUCUGGUAUCUAUGAUCAAGGGUAUGGCUGAGAGAAUUGGCAAUGAAUUGCCUGUUUCAGAUGAGGCCUCAACAGAUCAUGAGGGAUAUGAAGCUUUCUGGACAUUGAAAUGUCAGAAUUACAGUGAUGCUAGUUCUUGGAUUCCCUUCGUCCGUAAGAUGAAGUACAUCAAGAGAAAGUUGACGAUUGGAGCUGACCAUUUUAAUCGUGAUCCCAAGAAAGGUCUAGAAUUUCUCCAAGGAAUCCAUCUAUUACCUGAUAAGCUUGACCCAGAAAGUGUAGCAUCAUUCUUGAGGUACACAACCGGGUUAGAUAAGAAUCUUAUUGGAGAUUUUCUAGGAAAUCAUGAUGAAUUUUGUGUUCAGGUGCUUCAUGAAUUUGCUAGGACCUUUGAUUUCCAUGACAUGAAUUUAGAUUCAGCAUUACGUGUUUUCUUGGGAACUUUCAGAUUGCCUGGAGAAUCGCAGAAGAUACAGAGAGUGCUUGAGGCAUUUGCUGAAAGAUAUUAUGAGCAAUCACCACAUAUAUUGUGUAAUAAAGAUGCUGCCCUCUUGUUGUCGUAUUCACUUAUACUGCUUAACACAGAUCAACACAAUGUACAGGUUAAGAAAAAGAUGACUGAAGAAGAUUUUAUCCGUAACAAUCGACUCAUCAAUGGAGGGAAAGAUCUUCCUCGAGAGUACUUGUCUGAGCUUUACCACUCUAUCUGUGAGAAUGAAAUCCAGAUGAUCCCAGAUCAAGGUGCUGGUUUCCCAGUGAUGACGUCGAGCCGCUGGAUUAAUAUAGUGCACAAAUCCAAAGAAAGCUCUCCUUUCAUUGCCUGUGAUUCUAGAGCACUCCUUGACCAUGAUAUGUUUGCAAUCCUGUCAGGCCCCACAAUUGCUGCUAUAUCAGUGGUUUUUGAUCAAGUGGAACAGGAAGAUGUUUUACAAACAUGCAUUGAUGGAUUCUUGGCCAUUGCCAAAAUUUCAGCACACUAUCACUUCGGUGAUGUAUUGGAUGAUUUGGUUGUAUCUCUUUGUAAAUUCACAAACCUCUUGACUCCUUUAUCUGUUGAAGAGGCCAUUGUUUCCUUUGGAGAUGAUGCCAGAGCCAGGAUGGCAACCUCAGCAGUUUUCACAAUAGCAAAUAGCUAUGGUGAUUAUAUCCACAGUGGCUGGAGAAACAUAUUGGAUUGUGUCUUAAUCUUGCAAAAGCUUGGCCUUCUGCCUGCUCAUCUGGCUAGUGAUGCAGCUGAUGAAAUGGAGUCCUUGUCUGACCAUGAGCGUGGUAAGCCUGCUACAAGUUCCUUAUCAACAUCACAGACAGUACGUGCGCCCACUCCUCAGAAAUCCUCCAGCCUGAUUGGGCGGUUCAGUCAACUCUUAUCCUUUGAUAUGGAGGAGCCAAGGUUGCAGCCAACCGAGGAACAGCUUGCUACUCAACAGAACCUUCGUGAGAUAGUGGAGAAAUGCCACAUUGAUAAUAUAUUCAUGGAGAGUAAGUUUCUCCAAUCAGAGUCUUUAUUGCAGCUUGUUGGGGCCAUUGUCUUUGCUGCAGGUCGAUUCAGCAAGGGAAGUGGCAUUGUGGAAGAUGAAGACACUGCAGUGUUCUGCCUGGAGUUGCUGAUUGCUAUUACACUAAAUAACCGGGAUAGGAUUAUGAUUAUCUGGCAAAAUGUUUACAAGCACAUAGCAGAUAUUGUUCAAAAAAAGUCAACGCCUUGCACUCUAGUGGAAAAAGCUGUGUUUGGGCUCCUUAAGAUAUGUCAGCGCUUACUUCCUUACAAGGAAAAUCUAACUGAUGAGCUUCUGAAGUCAAUGCAACUAAUAUUGAAACUUGAUGCUCGGGUUGCUGAUGCAUAUUGUGAACCUAUCACACAAGAAGUCAUGCGUCUUGUAAAAGCAAAUGCAACCCACAUCAGAUCACAUUUGGGUUGGCGCACAAUCAUCUCCUUGCUAUUUAUCACUGCCCGACAUCCAGAAGCAUCUGAGUUUGGAUUUGAGGCACUAGCAUUCAUCAUGUUUGAGGGGGCACAUCUUAUGCCAUCUAAUUAUGUUCUCUGUGUGGAUGCAGCAAGGGAAUUUGCUGAGUCUCGGGUUGGAGAGGUUGAUAGGUCUAUUCAUUCCCUGGACAUGAUGGCAGGUUCGGUUGUUUGUCUAGUAAGAUGGUCGUAUGAGACCAAGAAUGCUGCAGAGGAGGCUGCUAUACAAGUGAGUCAGGACAUUGGAGAGAUGUGGCUGAGAUUGGUGCAGGGACUGAGGGCAUUGUGUUUGGACCAGAGGGAAGAGGUGAGGAACCAUGCUAUUUUGAUGUUACAGAGAUCUUUGGCAGGGGUAGAUGGAAUUCACCUUCCUAAUGCUAUGUGGUUCCAGUGUUUUGAUCUUGUGAUCUUUACAUUACUGGAUGACUUGCAAGAAAUUGCAGAGGGGAGCUCCUCUAAAGAAUACCGGAAGAUGGAGGGUACACUUGUUUUAGCCACAAAACUAAUGUCAAAAGCUUUUUUACAGUUACUUCAGGAUCUGUCACAGCAACCAUCCUUCUGCAAACUAUGGCUAGGGGUUCUCAAUCGUAUGGAAAGAUAUAUGAAGGUUAAGUUCCGGGGAAAGCGUAGUGAAAAAAUUCAUGAAUUAGUCCCAGAGCUUCUCAAGAACACCCUGCUGGUGAUGAAAACAACAGGUAUUCUCAUGCCUAGUGAUGAUAUUGGUGGAGAUAGUUUUUGGCAAUUGACAUGGCUGCAUGUGAAGAAUAUAGUCCCAUCUUUGCAAUCUGAAGUGUUCUCAGAACAAGAAUUGGAGCAGAUGCAAGCAAAACACAAAAAUAAAGCAGAAAUUCCUGAGACGGAUGGGGUGGUGCUUGUUCCAUCAAAGGAGACCACAGCAUGAAGGUGCGCUGCUAAUUGGAAAUCUCCAGAGCAUGAUGUGUUUUAGGAUGAUGUAAAUGGCGGCAUUCAUAUGCUGCACUAUACAUGUUCUCCAUUGCAAAUCCUCAGAAUCCAGAACUAAAGCCAUAGAAAGGAAAGUAAACAUCGGAAUUGAAGUUUCAUAACUUGGUUUUGGGAUGUCAGCUUCAUUUUUCCACUCCCUGAACUUUCAAGGAGUGUUGUUGGGAAUUGUGUGUGUAGAGUCCAUUUAUUCUACCAAGGGAUCAGAGUAAAUCCCUGCAUAAUCUUUGUAUUGGCACAUAAAGUCUCUUUACCGGAAACCAAUUCCUCUGUAUACUUAUACCCCUGGUAUACCGUGUUUAGUUCAUCUGCAGUUUUGGGAACUUCUUGCAGAGUUAUUUGUAUUCUAGAGAAUGAGAAAUGAAGUCUUUGAAAACUUUUUGCU
This is a messenger RNA of Theobroma cacao (cacao), 5151 nucleotides long. Its product is annotated as ARF guanine-nucleotide exchange factor GNL1-like. Gene Ontology annotation, molecular function: guanyl-nucleotide exchange factor activity. Lineage: Eukaryota; Viridiplantae; Streptophyta; Magnoliopsida; Malvales; Malvaceae. The record is from RefSeq and is a predicted model, not a curated record. Gene Ontology annotation, biological process: regulation of ARF protein signal transduction.